This is a messenger RNA of Olea europaea var. sylvestris, 988 nucleotides long. Its product is annotated as endoglucanase 8-like. NCBI's taxonomy places the organism in Eukaryota, Viridiplantae, Streptophyta, Magnoliopsida, Lamiales, Oleaceae. The record is from RefSeq and is a predicted model, not a curated record. The transcript has 6 exons. The coding region runs from base 116 to 988 and encodes 290 amino acids. Gene Ontology annotation, biological process: carbohydrate metabolic process. Gene Ontology annotation, molecular function: hydrolase activity, hydrolyzing O-glycosyl compounds.
UCCUCCACGUUUUCACCACCAUUCUUGAUCGUCCCUCCAAGAAUCCAAUGACACACUCCUUUUUCUAUAAAACGGUUACUCCCCAUUUCUUUACUUGUGUCUUGAGCAACUAAAAAUGGCGCGAAUUUCCGGACACUUCCCGGCAUUUUCCGCUACCACCUUCCUCUUCCUUCUCCUCGUCGUAACUCAUCUCCGGCAGUGCUCUGGUGGUGGCCAUGACUACCACGACGCCCUCCGUAAAAGCAUUCUCUUCUUCGAAGGCCAACGCUCGGGCAAGCUCCCUCCUGACCAACGAGUCAGGUGGCGCAGAGACUCAGCAUUGCACGACGGAGCCACCGCCGGAGUGGAUUUAAGAGGAGGAUACUAUGAUGCUGGUGACAACGUAAAAUUUGGGUUCCCAAUGGCAUUCACAAUCACAAUGUUGUCAUGGAGCAUUAUAGACUUUGGUCGGAACAUGGGUGGGGAGUUGGGAAAUGCUAUAAAGGCAGUGAAAUGGGGUACAAAUUAUUUAUUAAAGGCCACAGCUAAGGAUGGCCUUGUGUACGUACAAGUAGGUGAUCCAUUGUCGGAUCAUAACUGCUGGGAAAGGCCCGAAGAUAUGGACACGUCGAGGAUGGCGUACAAGAUAGAUGCCAACCACCCCGGCUCAGACGUGGCGGGGGAGACCGCCGCUGCCUUGGCCGCGGCCUCGAUUGUGUUCCGGUCACGUGACCCGGCCUACUCUAGGCUCCUUCUUAAUCGUGCCGUUAAAGUGUUCGAGUUUGCUGACAGGCACCGGGGUGCGUACAGUUCCAGCCUGCACUAUGCUGUCUGCCCUUUUUACUGUGAUGUCAAUGGUUACCAGACUGACAGCAUCGUCUAUCAUGGCUGCUCCCAUGAAGUCUUCCAUACUGGACACCUGAUCUUUCAGAUUUUCUUCAUGGUUGUGCUACUCGUCAAGGUUGCUCAAAUCAUAUAUGUGCUCCUCUAUCUUUCCCUUUUUAGAUGA